Talaromyces proteolyticus is the source of this 2178-nucleotide messenger RNA. RefSeq lists its product as uncharacterized. NCBI's taxonomy places the organism in Eukaryota, Fungi, Ascomycota, Eurotiomycetes, Eurotiales, Trichocomaceae. The record is from RefSeq and is a predicted model, not a curated record. Gene Ontology annotation, cellular component: nucleus. The coding region runs from base 86 to 1816 and encodes 576 amino acids. Gene Ontology annotation, molecular function: protein binding; zinc ion binding; histone methyltransferase activity. The transcript is spliced from 2 exons.
CAAACUGGCAAUAUCAACCACAAACUGACACUCAAACUUCCUAAAAAGCCAUCAUGAAAAAAGACAGUAAUCAAAUGGACCGAACAUGGAUAAUUUAAUUGACUUGACGCAAGAUUCUGACGGCGAUGAGGACGUGUACCAGGAUAGCAAAAAACAAACACUUCUGGCACGAUUUCUAGGGUCUCAGCCAGCACAGCCAACCUCCCUGAAAAGAAAGUAUCUGCAUGAUGAGCCAAGAUCAAAAGGUUUACCUGAGGCUGCAUAUCAGCCACCAGCAAACCAUAAUGUUUUUUUCAACCCCCUGAACUUGUCAUCCAACAAAAGGGGCUUUACGCCUCAGCCUCGUCCCGAAGAAGAAAAGACUGAAAAGAGAGAAUACUCAUUAAAGCCACUGUCUAAUUUCGACUCUGUCGUUAGCAUCUCUUCCAGAGGAUCUUCUAUUGAGCCAUCAGUUAAAAAGCAAUAUGAGGAUGCCGUUCACUCUCCUAUCACUUCAGACGAGAGUAUCAAACACGACAAAGCUGCUUCGUCCGAAGAAAAAAGCAUAAUCCCCACCCUGCCAAAAAAAGAAACGAGCUUGGAUGAUGACAAGCCCCUCCAAACUUCCUCAUCCUCCAGAAAGGGUGUCUCGGCCAGAGUCUUCCCAACUGUAAGCGUUGUUGUCCCGCAGCUACCAACACUAUCGCCCAUGGGAAUGAAGCAUCGGAAGAUAAAGAGGCUGCCAUCGCUAUCAGAUGACAGUUCAGGCGAAGACUCGGAUCCAGAUGAACUCAAGGGCAUCAAGACCAAAUACUACCCCAUCGACCUCCACGAGAUCCAGGCAGGAAAGGGUCGUUAUCCUACAGUCCGCUGCACGAAGCCUCAGAGUUUAUCUGCAGAGAGUAACCCGAUAAAGGGGCAUAUCAGAUCCAAACAAGCAAAGUUUUUCUACCUUCGAGAAAGCUUGAACAAGAAACUCAGAUCUAUCAAAGGCCCUUCCGUCACCAUGGCUGAUGAAUGGAGCGGUGCAGGUAGCUUGGCGUCAAAUUUCGAAUUCACCAAUACCUACAAGCUGCUCAAGGGAGUCAAGCGCGUUUCCGAUGAGUUCAAUGCUGGGUGUGACUGCGGCAGAAAGUGUGAUCCCGCUAGAUGUCUUUGUUUAACCAAGGAGGAAGACACCGAAGCACUGAUGGUACCUUACGAGAUGAAAAAUGGCCAAGUCGUGUUGAAGGACAGUUUUAUUAACAAGAAAACCAUGAUAUACGAGUGCUCAUCGCAUUGUGGCUGCGGCAAAGACUGUUGGAACCGCUUGGUUCAGCAUGGCAGGACAAUCAGACUUGAGAUAUUUCACACUGGUAGCCGCGGAUUUGGCCUGCGAUCCCCAGAUCCGAUUGUGCGUGGGCAAUUUAUCGACUGCUAUCUAGGAGAAGUCAUCACAUCGGCCGAAGCUGACCUACGUGAAGACGCUGCAGGGUCACAGAACAGCCCUUCAUAUCUAUUUUCACUUGACUUCUUCCCCAGCGAAGGAGACGAAGAUGAUGCGUAUGUCGUUGAUGGGCAGCGUCUAGGUGGGCCGUCUCGAUUCAUGAAUCAUUCGUGCAACCCAAACUGCAAAAUGUUCCCCGUCUCUACCCACCACGGGGAUCAGCGUAUCUAUGACCUCGCCUUCUUCGCUCUCCGCGACAUUCCCGCUGGCACAGAGCUAACCUUUGACUACAAUCCCGAUUGGAAUGGUGAUCGCAACCGUGAUCCCAAUGCUGUCAAGUGUCUAUGCGGCGAAUACUUAUGUCGUGGUCAACUCUGGCCGAAUCAGCGCAAAAGCACCAAGGAGGAGUGAACACACCACCACCUGUCUAGGGAAUAAUGAAAGGGUCUUUUUUUUUCGGGUUAUUCAAGCAUAAAAUGUGUCAUUACGACUUACGAACAUAUCAUGGCGUUGGGAUUUCCUUCUCUAUCGCAUUUUCAUCAUUCGGUUAUUGUUCCGUGUAUAUACCCAUAUUUGGCGAGCCAGCAAGCGAUUUUUCUUCAUUUUCUUUCUUUUUCCGUCUCGUCUGUUUUAAUUGCAUGAGUACAGGCGUCAGCUGGAGAGGGCAUGCUGUGUAUUUGUUGGUAUAAAUCUUCGGUGGUGGGUUAUUACUGUAUAUGUAGGUUGAUGUUUGUCCUGAGUAAAUAUGCGGCAAGUAAUCAAGUCAAUUCGAG